AUGGUAGCGCACAACCAAGUGGCAGCCGACAAUGCAAUCUCCACGGCAUCCGAGCCCCGACGGCGGCCAGAGUCGUCUUCUUCUUCCUCCUCCUCCAGCUCCAGCAGCUCCUCCUCGCCCUCCGGUGCGCCCGUGGCCCACGCGCGUUCGCGGGCCUGCGUGGCGGCGCCGGCCCCGGCCCCCGGAGACACGCAUUUCCGCACGUUCCGCUCGCACGCCGAGUACCGACUCAUUACCCGUGCCAGCGCGCUCCUCGACGCCUGCGGCUUCUAUUGGGGUCCCCUGAGCGUGCACGGGGCGCACGAGCGGCUGCGCGCCGAGCCCGUGGGCACCUUCCUGGUGCGCGACAGCCGCCAGCGCAACUGCUUCUUCGCGCUCAGCGUGAAGAUGGCCUCGGGCCCCACGAGCAUCCGCGUGCACUUUCAGGCCGGCCGCUUCCACCUGGACGGCAGCCGCGAGAGCUUCGACUGCCUCUUCGAGCUCCUGGAGCACUACGUGGCCUCCCCGCGUCGCAUGCUGGGCGCCCCGUUGCGCCAGCGCCGGGUCCGGCCCUUGCAGGAACUGUGUCGCCAGCGCAUCGUGGCCGCCGCGGGCCGCGAGAACUUGGCGCGCAUCCCUCUGAACCCGGUCCUCCGAGAGUACUUGAGCUCCUUCCCAUUCCGGAUCUGACCCACCCCAGGACCGGAC
Messenger RNA from Suncus etruscus (white-toothed pygmy shrew), 687 nucleotides. It is a transcript of the gene SOCS1, whose product is annotated as suppressor of cytokine signaling 1. Gene Ontology annotation, biological process: phosphatidylinositol phosphate biosynthetic process; intracellular signal transduction. The transcript has a single exon. Bases 1 to 669 code for a protein of 222 amino acids. Gene Ontology annotation, molecular function: 1-phosphatidylinositol-3-kinase regulator activity. Lineage: Eukaryota; Metazoa; Chordata; Mammalia; Eulipotyphla; Soricidae. The record is from RefSeq and is a predicted model, not a curated record. Gene Ontology annotation, cellular component: phosphatidylinositol 3-kinase complex.